CCUACCUUCGGGCACUAAAUUCUGUCUUCUCUAGGCUAACAUCACUAAACCUGAGUUAUACUGUCAUUCAAAGCUCUGAUCUUAUCAAGCUUGUCGGCCAAUGCCCCAAUUUGUUGCGGUUUUGGGUGCUUGAUUACAUAGAAGAUGCUGGUCUUGAUGUCGUUGCUGCUUCAUGCAAGGAUCUACAGGAGUUGAGGGUGUUUUCUUCUUAUCCGUUUGGUUUAGAACCAAAUAUUGCGUUGACAGAAUAGGGUCUUGUCGCUGUAUCUAAAGGCUGCCCAAAGCUCCAGUCCAUUCUAUAUUUUUGUCGUCAAAUGUAUAAUGCUGCUCUAAAUACUUUUGCGCAGAAUAUGACUAAUUUGACUCGCUUUCGCCUGUGUAUUCUGGAGCCUCGAACUCCCGAUUAUCUUACUCUUCAACCACUGGAUUCUGGUUUUGGAGCUAUUGUAGAGCAUUGUAAGGAUCUUCUGCGCCUUUCCCUUUCUGGCCUUCUUACUGAUCAUGUUUUUGAAUAUAUUGGAACUCAUGCGAAGAAGCUGGAGAUGCUAUCAAUUGCCUUUGCAGGAGCUCGUGAUUUAGAUCUCCAUUAUUUGUUGUCGGAGUGUGAUAAUCUUAGGAAGCUAGAGAUCAGGGACUGUCCCUUUGGCGACAAGGCUCUCUUGGCCAAUGCGGAAAAACUUGAGACAAUGCGAUCCCUUUGGAUGUCCUCUUGCCCAGUGAGUUAUGAAGCAUGUAAGCUACUGGGACAGCAAAUGCCCAGACUUAAUGUUGAAGUGAUUGAUGAAAGAGGACCUCCAGAUUCAAGGCCAAAUAGUUGUCUUGUGGAGAAGCUUUAUAUAUACAGGAGUACUGCUGGGCCAAGGUUGGACAUGCCUGAUUUUGUCUGGACAAUGAAGGAUGAUUCCUCCGUACGGAUCGAGAAACCUAACAGUGUAUAGAGCCAAGGAAUCUUUGUGAAUUUGAUUUGGCAGAUUGUUAAUGCCAGGUACAAUGGGAUUGUGAUGAGGGUUUGAGCUCUCAUGUUAUUAAUUUAACAGUUUGGCGGAACCUUGGGAUGUCCAUUUACUUAUCAAUAGAGACUAAAACUAUGUUGUUGUAUUUGCAUUAGAUACAUUGUUGUAUUAUUCUU
Vicia villosa (hairy vetch) is the source of this 1129-nucleotide messenger RNA. Its product is annotated as protein TRANSPORT INHIBITOR RESPONSE 1-like. Gene Ontology annotation, biological process: SCF-dependent proteasomal ubiquitin-dependent protein catabolic process. The transcript is spliced from 3 exons. Bases 315 to 938 code for a protein of 207 amino acids. The record is from RefSeq and is a predicted model, not a curated record. Gene Ontology annotation, cellular component: SCF ubiquitin ligase complex. Lineage: Eukaryota; Viridiplantae; Streptophyta; Magnoliopsida; Fabales; Fabaceae.